AUGCAACAGAACCACAACACGUCACCACACGCCCCCAGUAUAGCCAACACAAUUGGAGGAGUAGGAAUCCUUCUAAGUCCAAAAGCUCUUUUAUCUCUUACCAGCGUCAAGAAGAUUUCUUCCCGUAUAAUCAUCACCAACUUCAAUGGGAAUCCAGCAACAACUAUUAUAUCUUGUUACAGUCCGACCAACGUUGCAGACGAACAAGAAGGAGACACUUUCUACAGCGAGCUAUCCCAUGCAAGUCGUACAGCACCAAAGCAUAACAUGCUGAUCUUAGGAGGCGAUAUGAACGCACAACUGGGUAAAAACCAACAUGGAAAAUAUGCUCUACAUGAAACAACAAACAGAAAUGGAACACAUUUAGAAAAUUUCCUGCAAGAAAAUGACCUCUGUUAUCUAAAUACCCAUUUUCAAAAGAAAAAGAGCGAGCUAUGGACCCACACGUACCCAAAUGGAAUCAAAGCACAACUCGACUAUAUCCUCAUCAAUAAAAAAUGGAUCAACAGUGCACACAACUGUGAAGCUUAUAGCUCCUUUGAAGGAGUCUCUUCAGACUACCGAAUUGUAUCGUGCAAAAUCCAACUCGGCCUACGUGCCAACAAAACAAAAACCUUAAAAAUACCUAGGUAUGACUGGCCUCAAUUUAUGUGCAAUACUAAUAUUCAAGAUAAAUAG
Messenger RNA from Penaeus indicus, 678 nucleotides. RefSeq lists its product as uncharacterized. Gene Ontology annotation, molecular function: catalytic activity. The record is from RefSeq and is a predicted model, not a curated record. Gene Ontology annotation, biological process: chromatin remodeling. Lineage: Eukaryota; Metazoa; Arthropoda; Malacostraca; Decapoda; Penaeidae. The coding region runs from base 1 to 678 and encodes 225 amino acids. Gene Ontology annotation, cellular component: nucleus. The transcript has 2 exons.